Messenger RNA from Poecilia latipinna (sailfin molly), 3148 nucleotides. Its product is annotated as huntingtin-interacting protein 1-related protein-like. The transcript is spliced from 19 exons. Gene Ontology annotation, biological process: endocytosis; actin filament organization; clathrin coat assembly. Gene Ontology annotation, cellular component: clathrin-coated vesicle; cortical actin cytoskeleton. Gene Ontology annotation, molecular function: clathrin-cargo adaptor activity; phosphatidylinositol-3,4-bisphosphate binding; phosphatidylinositol-3,5-bisphosphate binding. Lineage: Eukaryota; Metazoa; Chordata; Actinopteri; Cyprinodontiformes; Poeciliidae. The record is from RefSeq and is a predicted model, not a curated record. The annotation marks the transcript as partial.
ACCUUCUUUUCUCAACUCUUUUUCUACUUUCUGGUCCUGAAGGCUCAACGCUACGUCACGCAACUCAAGUCCCAAAUCAACAGUUUGGAGGCAGAGCUGGAGGAGCAGCGCAUGCUCAAGCAGCGCGCGCUGGUGGAAAACGAGCAGCUGCGCAUGGAGCUGGAGGCGAACCGCCGCCGGAACGCAGAGCACGAGAGUUUACAGGGCACCUUCCUGGAGGCAGAGAGAAGGGCUCAAGCGACCGAGCAGCGAUACAACAAACUGAAGGAGAAACACACAGAGCUGGUGGCCAGCCAUGCUGAACUGCUCCGCAAGAGCGCAGACACUGUGAAGAUGCUGUCGGCCACCCAGCAGACUCAGGAGGAAGUGGAGAGGACGAAGCAGCAGCUCAGCUUCGAGGUGGAACGAGUCAAACAGGAGGCGGACAUGAAGAUGGAGGAGCAGAAAUUUGAGAUGGAGCGACUGAAGAGAGAGCUGGAAGAGAAAAUGGCAGAGGUGACACGGGUGAAGGCGACUCUGCAGAGCAGCGAGAUGACAUCGUUGGAAAUGAACAGCAGCAUGACGGCUCUGCAGGCGGAGAAGGAGCGCCUGAUGCGAUCUGUGAGGGAGAAGGAGGCAGAGCUGUCAUCUCUGCGGCAGGAGGCGCAGCUGCAGCAGUCGUCGCUUCAGCAGGAGCGGGAGAGGAGCAGCAGGGAGCUGGGAGAGCUGCAGGGCAAACUGAGGGAGAAGACCAGUGUGGAGGAACAGAUGAAGAAGAAGCUUUCGGAGGAGCAGUUUGCUCUGCUCCAAGGCACCAUAUCAGAAGCUGAGAACAUCAUCCAAGAUGCUGUUGCCAAGCUGGAUGAUCCUCUGCACAUACGCUGCACCAGCUCUCCAGAUUACCUCAUAAAUCGAGCGGAGGCCACGUUGAGCUCCAUCGACAAAAUGCAAAAGGGACAUGGAGAUUAUCUGCGCAACAUGGAGGACGCUGGCGGGCUGCUGAGGUCUCUGACCCAGUUCUCCCACUUGGCCGCGGACACGAUCGUCAACGGCAGCGCUACGGCACACAUGGCACCCACUGACCAAGCUGAUCGUCUGACGGAGAACUGCAGAGGCUGUGCCAUGCAGAGUCUGCAGUACCUGAAGGAGCUGAAAUCCAAGAACACCCUGCAGAGGGCCGAUCCAGCUUCUGUUCGACUGAUUGUGCAGAAGAUCCUGCACCUGGGUCAGGAGCUGCGGCCGAAAGGAAUGGACAUCCGUCAGGGCGAGCUGGGAGAUCUGGUGGAUAAGGAAAUGGCAGCAACAUCAGCAGCUAUUGAGGAGGCUGUACGCAGGAUUGAUGAAAUGAUGAAUCAGGCACGGAAAGACACAUCAGGGGUAAAACUGGAGGUCAAUGAAAGAAUCCUCUACAGCUGCACUGAUCUGAUGAAGGCCAUCCGCAUGCUGGUCGUAGCGUCCACAGACUUGCAGAAGGAGAUCGUUGAGGGUGGGAGGGGCGGAGCAAGCAUAAGGGAAUUCUACGCCAGAAACUCUCGCUGGACCGAGGGACUCAUCUCUGCUGCCAAGGCCGUGGGAUGGGGAGCCACGGAGUUGGUAGAUUCUGCUGACAAGGUGGUGCUGCACACUGGUAAAUAUGAGGAGCUGAUAGUCUGCUCGCAUGAGAUCGCUGCGAGUACAGCACAGCUGGUCGCUGCCUCAAAGGUCAAGGCCGACCGCAGCAGCAAGAGGCUGGGCGUUCUCCAGCAGGCCUCUCGUCACGUCAACGAGAUGGCUGCUAAAGUCGUGGCCUCAACAAAGACGGGACAGGAAAACCUGGAAGACAAAGAUCCCAUGGACUUCUCUGGGAUGUCUCUUAUCAAGUUGAAAAAAGAAGAAAUGGAGUCACAGGUGAAAGUGCUGGAACUGGAAACUCAGCUGGGGAACGAGCGUUUGCGUCUGGGUGAGCUCAGGAAGAAACACUACGACUUAGCCGGCGUUCCUAUGGAGCAAGUUUCUGAGCGAAACGGCGACACGCCGUCACCUGUUCAGCAGCCCCGUCCUCUCAACAUGUCCCCCAAGCCCAGCAAGCCUCCCCUCGGGAGGAAACCCAUGCUCUCCCAAAAACCCAACAUACCAUCGAAACCAGGGUUCAAGUAAAUGCAGAGGAUGGCAAAGCUUCACUGCAGGAUGACCGGAUUUAGAGAAGAAAUAUUUGGCCUUUUUUGUGAAUUUCCAGCUAUACUGACAAUCCAGUGUCAACCUUCUUCUCAACGUUUUCCUUUAUUUUUAUUCUACCUUUCAUUCCUUGUUUGCCAAAACGGCCCUCCUGCCUGUUUCCUUGUUUUUUACUCUUAAUGCCUGUAGGGACUGCCCUGUUUUUCCUUUAUAUUUUCCAUGUUUGAUAUUAAGAACAUUUUAUUUUAGGCAUUUUUUAAAAAUUCUGUAUUACUAAUAACUUAAAAAUUAAAACUACUGCUACCUUUUUAUGUGGAAUGCAAACACAAAUCGGCCACAUAUCCUGUUGAUGAACAGUUGAAUUUAAUCAAGUUUAUGGCAGCCUUAUUGCACACUUUUAGAUCACAUCUUUCUCUCUUUUUUUUUUGCUAUACUCUGUUCUGUAUUAUUUAUAUUGUGAUAGUGGUGAAAGGAGACUGGGGAAUGACUUGGUGUGUGUUCAUGUUGUUGCAGAAGUAUGAUAUACCUCUAGUUUUGCCUUUUUGUGCAAAUUUGCAGUUUUUUUCCCCCCCUGAACUGAACAAGAUUGUAUCAGAGGCCUUGAAUAAUACUUCAUAGAUGCAUUAAAUGUUGCCUGUAAAGAUUUGCAGUCUGUACAAGAGACUGCUACUUACACUACAUUUAUCUCACGAAUGUCCCUUUACAAGAGGAGAGCAGAGAUACUGUGUUAAAGCAUAGACAGACCUAAAGCUUGCACACUAUGUAUCAGCUGUAGAUGUCCUAUUAUCAAACGCUUCUUGCAGGCUGAAUAUAUAAAUUUAGGGUUAGUUGAUGAGCAACUUUAAGGCGUCUCUGAGUGUUUCCUGCAGGGUCUUAAAAUGCAUCCUCUCCUCUUUAAGAAUGUCUUUUUACUCAGAUCUAUUAAUGUAUAUAUAUAUUUUAGUAAAGAUACUGGUGUGUUUUUUUUCCUUGUAAGAAGUGUAAAUGUCACUCAAACAAUAAAUGUUUGAUUUAA